Chlamydomonas reinhardtii is the source of this 1355-nucleotide messenger RNA. RefSeq lists its product as uncharacterized. The transcript is spliced from 3 exons. The record is from RefSeq and is a predicted model, not a curated record. Bases 253 to 492 code for a protein of 79 amino acids. NCBI's taxonomy places the organism in Eukaryota, Viridiplantae, Chlorophyta, Chlorophyceae, Chlamydomonadales, Chlamydomonadaceae.
GAGUUGAGCCAACAACGCUGUGAACGGUAGUUCAAGCGGAACUGGAGUAGUAGUCGACCUCUGCGGACGCUCGACUUUAAAGCCGCUGCACAUAAAUGCCGCACACGCUAUGUCAUGAAAUGCUCUCCUGUAAAAAAGAAAGCAGAAAGCAGCGCGGAUACCUCUAGCCUUCUGGGGCAAACUUCGCGCCAGUCAAGGCUACUUCCAAAGGUGUAGACGUCCGAACCUUUGGCAACAACUGGGGCUCUAGCUAUGCCGCGGUGGUCGGCGCUAUUCGGCUGCGCCAGCGGCAAGCCCCGAGCUUCCAAGGAGGUCAGGGACCAGGAGAAUACCAUCCGUGCAAAAGUGGAUGAAAUGGAGCGCGAGCUCAACAAGCGCAUCUGGCGCGACGCAGCCGAGCUGGAACGGCGGCAGCAGCGGCGAGAUCAGCCACAGCAGGGGCAGGGCAGAGCGGCGGCGCCGCCGCCGCAGCAGCAGCAGGAGCAGGGAUGACGCGCGCACAAGCAUCCGCGUUUUGUGUCGUGUUGUAUUAUUUUGCGUCGCGACGGACCGAACCCCGACUGGGCCGCUGGGUACAUGGCGCAGUCGGAGCACAUGCAUGCUGGCGCGCGUGGGGCAGAUGUGUGAGCACCGGUUUCGGUGUCGUGCAAUAGCGUGCGUGACCCCGCCUCCCUUUGUGUGUGCUCUGCAUGCAUCACGCCGGGGGCGCCCUGGUCAAGCUCCAUGCUCCGUGCUCCGGAGCGCACGCACGUGCCCACCGGGCUCGUUGGCUCGGCGGUGCCGCUGUGGUGGUUGCAAUGAGGGCCAAUGACGCUCACAGCACCAAUAGUUGUCUAGCUAGAAGCAGGAAUGCAGUAUCGAGUACCAGUAUUAGUCAGCGUGUAGCCUAGAUGCCAGCCACUGCGUUGAUUACUGUACCUAGAUAGAGAGCCAUGCUCGCCGCCAUUCAUCUUACUGACCACUUCUUCGACCACAUCCGCACCAGAUCAGGGCACCUACCCUCAUUUAAUCCCGCACUUUGAAAGCCGUUUGUGUUUUGCUAAGCUGCUAUAUUUUGCCGAUCGCAUGGGUGGCCCAGCAGCAGGAAAGGCUUUACACGCAAGUAGGCUAGGAAACACCGUUUUGGCUGGAUGGUGCGGGUACGCUUGUAUGGAGCUCUUGUAGGUCGACAAGCGAGAGGCAGUGUGCAAUUGAGGCGACACUUUGUCUGCAACGAACGGCAACGGGCCGCCGGGAUUGGUACAUCCGUACAUUUUGCUAGCUGCUGCACCUGUGACGAAGUGUGACGUACGUGAUCAUUGGCUGGCCAUGAGCAAAGUUGGGUACCGAUGGGGUUUUUGUAACGACGGGAAAAG